ACAAUGGGCCUGGUUCUCUAUCUAUAGACUCAGAGAGGCCGAGAGAAACGAGCACAGCUCGUCGAAGCCGUCGAGGGGCAAAAGUGGAGUCAAAGUAUUUGAUACUUCGCAGAAGACUUGUAUUCUUGGAUGGCAGGAGUUGAGAGAAGCACACGUGUAGAUGUGUGACGGACAGAAAAAUGGAAUUUCAUCACAAGGAAAGGAAAAGACUGAGGAUUGUUAGAUUGCAUUGAGCUGCGUAUUUGCUUUUUGGGUACUAAAAAAAAAAGGGAAAAAAAAACUACACAAGGAUCAGAAGUUCCUGUGGAUGGAGGGGUCAGGCAGUCCUCGUGUCAGAAGGCUCCAUUUCCCAGUCGGUCUUUGGAUCAAUUCCCCCAGGAAACACUUUGCAAAGCUGGGGCGUCGCUGGCCCAGCGCCGUCUCCGUCAAAUCGACCACCAGCUCUGACGCAGCCUCCCUUCACGAGGCCCCCUCCAUUCCUUCCUCUUCCCUUUCUAACUCGACUCCCUCGCUGGCUUCCCCAAACCCGUCGCCGUCUCCUUCCCCGGCCUUCCUCCGGCCUCGGGCCGCGGCGCCCCAGUCGCGCGCCAAGCGCCUUUCCCACCUCUUCCUGCGGGGGCGCUCCAACAGCGACCGGGACCGGGCGGUGGGGGAGAGGGAGAGAGAGCUGUGGGCCCACUCGGCGGCAUCCUCCAGUCACCACUACGUACCCUCGACUACUUCUUCGGCCCCGGGCCUGAUCAAGAUCUACGGGGAUGCGCUAUCCAGCGGCGCUAAUUAUCGCUCCCUGCUGGCCAACAUUCACUCCACGGCCCGUCAGCUCAUCGCUCAGGUCAUCACUCGCUACACGGAGAGAGAGCGGGAGGAAACGGAUGACGCAGUUCUCCAGAAACACAUCCCCGAGGACUUCCUUCUGUGUGAUGUCAUCGGAAAGCCCAUCCAGCAGCCAGAUGGAGUUAUCAAGUGGGAGACGGAGUGUCGCAGAAAUGUGGCCCCCUGGGAGUGCCCCUUGUUGUUGGCCGACAUGUGGCGGCCCAAGGACGGAUUCGAGCGGCGCUUUGAAAUUCAGAGGAAGGAAGACUACGAAAGAGAGGAGAGGGAGCAGGAGAAAGAGCGGCAGAGGGAGGGCGAGAGCUACCAAGGUGUGCGCUGGAGGCGAAGCAGGAUGUCGUCAGGGGGCGCGGCGGAGGAGGCCGAGCGUGGCCACCGCGGAAGGAACUCGGAGCUCAGGAGGAGCAUCAGCGACAUGAACCUCAGCCUGAGGCGCCGCCAAGGCAACCACGUGACCAAUGACCCGCGCGGAGGCGGCGGCCGCCCGGGGUGCAUCGACAACGGAGCCGCGCAGGACAGGAAGAACAUUGUGAGCAUGAUCGACCCGCAGCAAGGAGAGAUUAGAGCAUCCAAGGCGGAGGCAAAGGUCGGAUGGACGCACCAGCCGCCCGAGGAGAAGGACUACUCCAACUGUGACCUGGAGAUGAUGUCCCAAAGUUUGAUCCUUCCGCCGACGGACCGGCCCUACUUCCUCUUGCUGCAGGGUUACGACCAGAGCAAGGAUUUUGUUUUGUACAUUAUGGCGGGACAGACACACGUGUUUGGGAGAAAGGCCACAAUGAGGGAGCGGGAGAAGGACAAAGAGAGAGAGAGGAAGGGGAAGAAGCCUCUCAAGGUGGACACCUUCCUGUCCGCGCCCGACCUCCUGGCCCGACACUUACUCGUCAGGAGGGAUUCCGCUGUUCCCGAGACACCCGCCGGGCGAGCCUUGAUGCGGCCUUUCCGAGGGGGUGCCGUCACACACAACGGCUUGGCUCUCUACAGGGAGACUCUCCUGAAACCUGGCGACGUCAUCGGACUUGGGGACCACUUCCUUUUUUUGUACCGCGACCCCCGUGUCACCCCAGCUCCCCCGUUGGCACUGACGCUGCCUUGGCACUCGGACGGCUCGCACCCCUGCUGCUCCUCGGGGUCGGCGGACAAGCAGGAGGCGCUGAGGCACUACCUGGGAUCCACCGAGUCGGCGCUCAAGUUCCAUCCUCGGCACGCCGAUGCCUUGCUGCAGGAGAUACUAUCGAAAAACUCCUCUCCCGACUCUGGAGGAGGGCCUUUGGCACCGGCGUAUCUGCUGUCAAUCAUGAUCGACCACGCAUCCAAGCGCCUCGACCCUGCGCUCACGCCGCAGAUAUUACUCAAGGCGGCCAACCAGAUCAAAGACAUCGUCUGGGAUAACAUUAAGGAAUUUGGGGAUAAGCAUCCCACGCAAAAUUCCUGUGAGCCAGAAAGCGAGAUUAGCGCAGCCAAUGUCCAGAAGUUGUCGUCGGACCUCAGGCCACUGAUGUUCUGGAUGUCCAAUGCCACUGAGCUCCUCAACUUCUUUCAGGUUAAAGUGGAGCACAUGGAGAAAGAGUGGGAAUUUGAAGCCCCGGGGGAUCCGCUGUUGACGGCCGACAUGGACACAUGCUCAGAAGCUCUUGCGCAACUCGAUGAGGUCAUCAUGCACACCUUCCAGCAGUGCGUCUAUCAUCUCACCAAGACCCUCUACUCGCUCCUCCCUGCCCUGCUGGACACCAACCCUUUCUCCACAGAGGAGAAGGAGAAGGAAAAGGCCGCAGCGGCGGGUGCGGAGGGAGAGGGCAAAGGAGACCAGGAGGUGGACGACGUGUCCGCCCUGCCGCCCAAAGUGGCCGGGCUGGUGGAAGUGUAUCGCUCUUCCCUGGUGCUCUCCCGGGAAGCUCGCCUUUCCCCGCCGCUCACCUCCCAAACCUUCGGCUACCUCUUCUUCUUCACCAACACCUCUUUGCUCAACACCUUGUUGGAAAGAGACGCAUUGUUUUCUUGGUCCCGAGCCGUGCAAAUCCGUACAAACUUGGACCUGGUCCUGGACUGGCUCCAGGGGGCGGGUCUUGGGGACAUCGCCUCCGAGUUCAUGAAGAAGCUGUCAGUCAUCGUCAACUUUUUAUGUAUUCCUAAAACGCGUCUGAUCCAGUCCUCCUGGAAGAGUUUACAAGAGGAUCACGCCUUGCUAAGCCCCGCCCAACUGCACCACCUCCUCACUCAUUACAAGCUCGGACCGAGCAGAGCCCCCCCGGCCUCCUGGGCUCCGCCACCUGGCACGGUGCUGAGUGGAGACAUAUUUGAGAGCUUCCUGGACCACCCUCCUCUCAUCCUGCCAAACGAGACCCCUCGGCUUGACCUCUCCCAGCCGGUGCCCAGCUCGGACCUCCAAAAGGAAGUGACGCGCCUUCGCACCUUUUUGUGGGGGCUGGACCAGGACGAGCUUCCCGCCAAUCAGAGGACUCGGCUGUGAGCCGCCCCGGAUCGAGAUUUACGGAUGUCGCAUCAAAUACAAACCACCAAACUUCACGACGUUCUCAUAUCGCUUCAUGUAAUCCUUUUCGAUUUUUCCAAGUACUGUAAGAGGACCGUGUUGUUUUGAUUCCCCAAAUGUACCGAAAAGCCUUUGGAGCAAAGCUUUCAAUGUUUGUCUUACGUAAGUGUAUCAAGGAAAAAGUACUUGUUUGUAAUAAAAGUCCUCAGUCUCCA
This is a messenger RNA of Hippocampus comes (tiger tail seahorse), 3537 nucleotides long. It is a transcript of the gene rasip1, whose product is annotated as Ras interacting protein 1. Lineage: Eukaryota; Metazoa; Chordata; Actinopteri; Syngnathiformes; Syngnathidae. The coding region runs from base 308 to 3301 and encodes 997 amino acids. The record is from RefSeq and is a predicted model, not a curated record. Gene Ontology annotation, biological process: signal transduction; negative regulation of Rho protein signal transduction; regulation of GTPase activity. Gene Ontology annotation, molecular function: GTPase binding. Gene Ontology annotation, cellular component: cell-cell junction. The transcript is spliced from 16 exons.